Molecule: messenger RNA, 3135 nt
Organism: Colossoma macropomum (tambaqui)
Lineage: Eukaryota; Metazoa; Chordata; Actinopteri; Characiformes; Serrasalmidae
Gene: enpp2
Product: ectonucleotide pyrophosphatase/phosphodiesterase 2
Exons: 25
Coding region: 58-2685 (875 amino acids)
Biological process (GO): immune response; phosphatidylcholine catabolic process
Molecular function (GO): zinc ion binding; calcium ion binding; alkylglycerophosphoethanolamine phosphodiesterase activity
Source: RefSeq, a predicted model, not a curated record
GUGGCAGUUUGUGCGCGCGGAGCAGCAGCAGCAGCAGCAGCACCGCUAAGGAGGAGGAUGGAGCUGAAACCGGUACUCUGUGCUAUCUCUCUCCUCUGGGGGUCCAGUGUUUGUCUGGCCUACGUCCUCAGUCGGUCUGGAAAAACGGGGACGGCGGAUGACUUCCAGUCAGACUCCCCGUAUGACAGCACAUCAGGAUCCUGCAAACACAGGUGCUUUGAACUGCAGGAAGCCGAGGCCCCAAACUGCCGCUGUGACAACUUGUGCAAAACCUACAACAGCUGCUGUUCAGAUUUUGACGAGCACUGUUUGAAGACAGAGGGGGGCUUUGAGUGCAGUAAGGAGCGAUGCGGGGAAACCCGAAAUGACCAGCACGCCUGCCACUGCUCGGACGACUGCCUGGCCAAAGGAGAUUGCUGCACAAACUACAGGACUCUGUGCAAAGGUGAUACUCCCUGGCUGCAAGAAGAGUGUGAGGAGAUUAAGAGUCCUGAGUGUCCUGCUGGGUUUGUUCGUCCACCUCUCAUCAUGCUCUCUGUUGACGGCUUUCGAGCCUCCUACAUGAAGAGGGGCAAUACAGUGAUCCCCAACAUUGAGAAACUGAGAACAUGUGGAACCCAUACACCAUACAUGAGACCAGUCUACCCCACCAAAACCUACCCAAAUUUAUAUACAAUUGCAACGGGUCUUUAUCCUGAGUCCCAUGGCAUUGUUGGUAACUCCAUGCAUGACCCUGUCUUUGAUGCAACAUUUAAUCUUCGAGGGAAGGAGAAACUGAACCAUCGUUGGUGGGGAGGACAACCUAUCUGGAUAACUUCUGUGAAGCAGGGAGUGAAGGCAGGCACUUUCUUCUGGCCUAUAGUGAUUCCGCUGGAGAGGAGAGUGUUGACCAUGCUGCAGUGGCUUCACCUCCCCGAUGCAGAGAGGCCGUAUGUUUACGCCAUGCACUCUGAGCAGACGGAUACCUACGGCCACAAACUAGGACCCCAGAGCCUUGAGCUAAACAACCCUCUGAAGGAGAUUGAUAGGGUGAUUGGCCAGCUGAUGGAUGGCUUGAAACAGAUGAAACUCCAUCGAUGUGUUAAUAUCAUCCUGGUUGGAGACCAUGGCAUGGAGGAAGCUCACUGUGACCGUACAGAGUUUCUCAGCUCAUACAUGUCCAACGUUGAUGACAUCAUACUGAUCCCUGGCUCUCUUGGGAGAAUUCGAGCUCGACAUCCCAACAACUCUAAAUUUGACGCAAAAGCAGUGGUAGCAAAUCUUACAUGUAAAAAGCCUGACCAGCAUUUUAAGCCCUACCUGAAACAGCACCUUCCCAAACGCCUCCACUACGCCAACAACCGCCGCAUUGAGGAGAUCCACCUUAUGGUGGAAAGAAAAUGGCAUGUAGCAAGGAAGUUUCCUGAGGGGAAGAAGCAUCCAGGCAGAUGCGGUUUCUCGGGUGACCACGGAUAUGAUAAUAAGAUUACUAGCAUGCAGACUGUUUUCCUUGGAUACGGACCAAUGUUUAAAUUCAAGACAAAGAUACCACCGUUUGAGAACAUUGAGCUGUAUAACGUCAUGUGUGACCUACUUGGCUUGAAGCCUGUUCCUAACAACGGAACCCAUGGUAGUCUGAACCACAUUUUGAAAAACCCUGUGCACAAACCUAGCAUGCCUGAAGAAGUGUCCAAGCCAACCCCCUCUGGGCCCACCACAGCCAUAACUGAUGACCUGGGGUGCACUUGUGAUGAAAAGUUGCGUUCAAAAAGUAGGGGGCAGAGGGCUUUGAAAGUGGCCCUGGUAAGAGGCUAUAACCUGGAGUCACUCUGGCUCUGUCUCUUACAGAACAAAGUGGAGGAGCUCAAUCAACGACUGAGACAAGUUAUUAAUGACAGCAAGAAUCUUCCUCAUGGUCGGCCAGCAGUCAUGUUCCGCACCAAGUAUGGCAUCCUUCACCACAGUGAUUACAUCAGCGGAUACAGUGAAGCUCUCUCCAUGCCUCUGUGGACCUCCUAUACCGUCUCUAAACAGGUGAAUGUGACUCCUCUUCCCGAAGCAUUGAGUAACUGCAUGAGGCCUGAUGUUAGAGUUCCUCCAGCCUACAGCCAGUCCUGCACCGGCUACCGAGCUGACAAACAGAUCUCCUAUGGUUUUCUCUACCCACCUCAGUUAGCCUCCACUCAAGAAGCAAGAUUCGAUGCUGUGCUCAUCACCAACACUGUGCCGAUGUACCCAGCGUUCAAGCGUGUGUGGACUUACUUCCAGAAGACUCUGGUGAAGAAAUACGCCAGUGAGAGAAAUGGGCUCAAUGUGGUCAUCGGUCCCAUCUUUGACUACGACUAUGAUGGCCUUCGAGACUCAGCAGAGAAGAUGAAACAGUAUGUAAGUGGCUCCGUGCCAAUCCCCACUCAUUUCUUCAUUGUGGCAACAAGCUGUCUGGACUACACACAGGCUGUGGAUGCCUGUGAUGGACCUCUCAGUGUCUUCUCCUUCAUCCUGCCUCACAGAGCUGAUAAUGAUGAGACUUGCAAUAGUUCAGAGGACGAGUCAAAGUGGGUGGAGGAGCUGAUGAAGAUGCACACGGCACGUGUGCGGGAUGUGGAGCUCCUGACAGGACUUGACUUCUUCCGCCGCACGAGCCAGAGUUACACCGACAUCCUCUCUCUAAAGACGUAUCUGCACACGUAUGAGAGCGAGAUCUGAACCACUGCUGUCCUUCUACUAGGCAUCCUCGUCCCGUCAAAAUCCCACCCCCUGCCCCUCUGCCGCCACCACUACUACCCCAUACCCCUACCCCGUCCACUGCCCUGUCUUAUGAGAUGGUGUAUAUUUUUAUACAAGCUGUCAUAUUUAUUGUCUUUCAUGUAAUUUCCUUUUUUCUUCAGUGAAUUACACACAUGAAUGGUCCUCUUUUUAAUGAGUUUAAAUGACAGUGUGAAGACGUUGCUUUUGCCAUUUAUUCAAGGUGUAUGAGUGAGUGAGUGCUUUGGUGAGCGUGAACAAGGCUGAGAAAUGUGAGCGUGAGUGAGAAUUUCUGUACUGUAUACUAUAAUGAAACUUGUAAUAUUGUCUUUCAACAUGUACCACUUGAGUGAUUCGACUUGUUUACUAUGCUUUGAAUGAAUUUCAUGACAUUAAACACUUUUAUACUUA